GUGGCCGAUGAUUGGCCCACGCGAAGGGCGCAAAAUUUAAAUAUUCGAGUGAUGAGCACGGGGAGUGCUGGGUCUUGAAAAAUUCCGUACGAAAUUUAGCAAUAUCUAGUCGUAAUGAGCACCUGCCGUCAAUUAUUCACCUAAUCGAAAACGCGCGACGAACACGAACACAGUCAACAUCAAACCAUGAAGAAACUUAAGGCGAGAGAAGUCUGAAAACACCACCCGCAUCAACAGAAUGAAGGCCCUCCAUGCCACCCUGACGAGUUUCGGUGAGAUGUGGUACCAAAUAUUUGUGUGGGCCCUUUUGUCAUCUUUUGUUAUCCACGUCGCUGCCGCAGCUAUUUCCUUUGCCAUCCUCAGAAGGCAUCGAAUCGGAAAAUUUUUUCCACUCUUGCUGUUGCUGAUGGGCAUAGCCACCCCACUGACAUCUGGAGCAGUCAACUCUGCUGUCAUUGCAUUCAUCUAUGUGGCUGCAAAGUUCACCAUGAUUGAGUGGCACGCGCUUAUGUGGGGAAUGGGCCAGACGGCGCUGGCCGCCGGCAUCGGUAUCACUCGAAUCCUGGCCACCCUCUGACUGGACCAAAGGUUGCGCCAGACAAUAAGUAUAUCACCACUAACGCGUUGGGCAUGCUCAUUUUGUUGGGACAAGACUGUUGUUCACGCCAUCAUUGCCAAGGCCAAUUAAUGCUACUAUUAUAAUUCCAAGUCAUCAAAAGAUUAAUGAUACACAUGACGACGCUGUUUAUUUUUCCUAUAUUUGAAUGUGCGUACAAAUAACAAUUACAAGUAAUUAAAGUGAGCGUUAAGUUACAAGUUAA
Neocloeon triangulifer is the source of this 821-nucleotide messenger RNA. RefSeq names its product transmembrane protein 170A. Bases 239 to 577 code for a protein of 112 amino acids. The record is from RefSeq and is a predicted model, not a curated record. The transcript has 4 exons. Lineage: Eukaryota; Metazoa; Arthropoda; Insecta; Ephemeroptera; Baetidae.